Molecule: messenger RNA, 5176 nt
Organism: Elaeis guineensis (African oil palm)
Lineage: Eukaryota; Viridiplantae; Streptophyta; Magnoliopsida; Arecales; Arecaceae
Source: RefSeq, a predicted model, not a curated record
GCGCUCUUGGAGAUGGUGAAGGCUCGGCCUUUUUAGCCCUCGCCCGAACUCCCAGGUUCCCCAUUGGAGCCCCAGAGUAACCGACGUGCUCUCCGAUUUAGUAGCAUCUGGGAGUGAGUCCUUGAUUGAGUUCCGAGGGGCGACGAGGACGGUGGAGUGGCGUCCGCUGCUUCCGGCGAGGGGAAGAAGCCGCGGCUCUGGAGGCCGCGGACCAUAAUCUUGAUCGCCCUUAGGGCCGAGAACUGGGGCUCCUUUUUUAGUCUCUACUUGGUCAGAAAAUGUAGCUCUAGUCUGGAAAUUGCCUUUCAAGUGUUAAUUUGUGGAUCCCGUUGGCUAUCUUCAAGAAGUUCAGGUUAUCACACUGCAGAUUUAUAGUUUUUCUGUCAAAGUGUGCAAAAAUUUUAGUGUUGGUAUAAACAGUUCUGAGACAAUGGUCGCCCAAAAUCAGAGCAUGUCACUGGGAUCCAUGUUGGAGGAGACAGUGGAAAAUUUGUUUGGGAGAGAAAUCAUGGAGUUGGCCAAAGAUGGAUUUGAGAGCUUCUGGGAGGAAGAAAUGAUAUAUUCAAAGGUUUUCUUUGAAAAUUGUAUUAGUAAUGGUAGGAAUAGUUGUGAUGUUUUUGGGACCAUGAAAUUUCAACUAGAUGAAGGCAGCAAGUUGAUAACACUAGGCAAUUACAACUGUGAAAGCUCAGUCCCGGCAAAUGUAUCUUCCACAAAACGUUCAUCCAGAGAAACUUUAAAGCACACUAAGACGAGUCUCAGGGAAAUAGGCGGAUCAGGGUAUUUUGUGGACAGAUCUUCUUCCUGGGCCGGAUCUGAUGCUCAGAAGACGAAUGUGAAGCGGCUGAAGCUAUCGCCUGUUGAGAACUUGAGCUAUAAGGAUAAAGGCACAGGACAGAAGUUGGAUGACACCUGUAACGUAUCGAUGCACCUGGGUACAUCGAAUGUUAUCCCAAGCAUAUUUCUUUCAAAUUCUUCUGAUGUUUGUCAACAAGUACCAUGCCGUAUAGUUGAAUCUUUUGGUCAGGGGUUCAUUUCUAGCUACCAUAUGAUUGAUGUGCAGGGUAAUUUGAAUGGUUUUGAUAUUAAUGGUGAUCCAAAAUGUAAAAGCAAAACAGGAAAUGAUAAGGUUUUUGCAAAAGCUAAAUCUGAUAAUACCACUGGUUCUCAACAGAGCUGUACUUUGAAGAUUUUGGAGUCAGGCAAACAUGUUGUUCUUGGUAAAAGGCCUCUAGCACGGUUAUGCAUUAACCAACAAGCUGAAGAAUCCAACAUUCUAAAUUCAGAGAUGGUCAGUGCUGCAAAGAAGGUGGCUUUCAUGAGGGAUCUUCCCAGCCGUCUUCGUUCACAUGCACAUCAUCUUCUGAUGGAAGCUGGCUGGGAAAUUGAAGUACGCAAGAGGAAAGAUGGGACAAAAGUAGAUUUCAUUUACAAAUUACCUGAAGAAGGACCAUGUUUAUAUUCACUUCCAAAAGCUUGGGUAUCAUGUGGUAAGGUCUUAUCUGCUGGCACAUGGGCCUUGGAAGAGGAUGAAAAUGGAAGACAGUGGGUCACUAUCAAUGAAUUUUGGUUUGACUUGGCAGAUACUCUGGGACAAAUUGAAAAGGGUAUUCAGCAACCAGGAAAGGUUUUGUCGCUUCUAGACAGGUGGAAGAUACUUGAUCCAUUCAUGGCUGUCAUAUGCAUUGACAAAAAGAUCCGUGCCCUGCGGGAGGGAAAUGCAUUGAAAGCUGUGAAUAGUGCAACAGUUAUGCUUACAGGGAAUGCACAUAUGAUCUUGGCAGAAAAGGGUGUAGGCAGAGUUCAAGAUAACCUUGGGAAACCCGAUUCACAUUUAUUGUGCAGAUCAAAAAGGAGUCUUCUGCCAAAUCCCAUGCCUGCUGACAAGUCCAAGGUGCAAGAAGGUUUAUGCAUUCAACAAGUAUCUGUUACACAAAGUUGUCAUGUUUUGAGAAACAAGCAUAAAUAUCGUCGAGCCAAGCAUAAACCUUGUUGUGGUGCAGAUGUACAAAACAGAAGCCUUAGAACCAUCACCAAGCACAUAGGCAAGGGGUUUCAUGAUUCUAAGGGUUUUCAUGGCAUUAGUUCUGAGGCUGCAAGUAUUCAUAAUAAAACAAAUCAAUUAUGCAGUAACCGUAAGUCAAGUCAGAGAAAAUCAUGCAUAUCUGUUCCCAUAAGUUUUGCAGAAAAUAUUCUUUUAUGCAAAAAAAUCAACUCAGCGGAAUCAAAAACACAGGCACCUCAUUCUCCUAGAUCAGCGGAAGAUGCUUGUUUGAAUAAAUCUGUUGAUUCUUCAGCUGAAGAAGGUGGCUUAUCUUUGAGUCAUGUCGGGAAGUUGCUUGUGGGGAAUCAACCUUGUGGGGAAACAACAAUUGACAAGCAGAUGCCAGUUGUUAAACAUAGAGAGAAGAGUGCAUAUCAAGGAAGGGAUGGGGUCUGUACGAAAGUGGAACUUGCUCAUGAGGAUACGUGGGAUAGUUUUGUGAAAAAAGUUGAUCAACAAGAGAAAUUGGGGUCUUCUGUUUUUCUUGGUGGCAGUGUCAGAAAACGUUUUAGUUGGGAAGAAAGUGACAGGAAUGGAGGUGCUUUGGAUUGUCCAACCAUUUGUGAGAAAAUAUGCACAUCAGUUCAGGAAAAGAAGUUACAUGGAGUGACACAAAACAAGAAUUCCUCUGAAGACUCCUGGAGCUUACUGACCCAAAAAGCCAAGAAGUCCUCUGGAGACUCUGGGAACUUAUUCAUAGUAAACCGGGCUUCUCAACAUCCGAUGCCAGAGCAACAAGUCUUAUAUCUUUAUCCCCAAGAGGGAACUCCAUGUUUUAGUAUGGAUGAUAGGUGUAGGCAACAGCUGUUUACUUGUGUAAGCAUGCCUGAGGCCAUGGAAAGAAUUAAUAUGCAGCAGCAAAUGCAAUCUUCAGUCUAUCAAUUGAGCCUCACUGGAGGACAUUUUCGUUUUGGCUUAGAUGGAAGUACUGCACAAAAUGUGAACAUUCCAAUACAGUGUGUGGAACUCAAUCCAGCCCCCAAACAAAGCCCCAGCUUAGCUGAAAAAGUAGUUCAAACAAUCUGUGUAAAGGAUUCUGAGUUUCACAAGGAGGAUAAUGCCAGAAGCUCAGGAACUUCAGACUCUCAAAUGAGGCAAACUUCUGCAUCUGUUUCAAUUGAAAUGGCGGGCAACAAGUCUAAGAAGAUUUCAGAAGUUGAAGCAGUCAAAGUAACUGACAUUAAUGUUGGAGCAAAGCCAACUAAUAGAAAUUGCAUAGAGUUGCUUGGUCUUGAUAUUGAUGGUAAGGUCCAGAAUCAUCUGUUUCCAGUUAACCAGAUAGAGAAUUCUGUAUUGAGAUUGGAAUCAACUUCUGAAUGCUUAAAGAACUCAGACUGCCUUGAAAAGCAGUGUGGUGAUACUUCAAAAAUUGGGGUAGGGCAUACACCUGCGGUACUUGAAGAUGGUUCAGCAAAAAAGAUAUAUAAAAAGCCCCCAAAAUCGGAAAUCAAGGCAGGCAGGCAAAAUAACAAAGACAAAAAGUUCGAUCCAAUGAUGUCUUUGGAGGAUGAAUCUGGAGGCAUUUUGUCAAAAGUAAAAACAGAUAAUAAGAUAGCUGGUGUUCAAUCAACAACUUGCAAGGAUAAUGCAGUAGAGGCAAGCUCCGAGAUGUCCACCUCUAUCAUGUUAUCCCAUUCUACAUAUGGUGAAAGUGUAGAAUUGAUGAAUAUGUUAGAUAAUAACAAGCUUCCUUCAGAACAUUUUGGUGAGGAGAAGUCUGAUGAAGAUUUACGUUUUGCUAAUGGUGAGUCUACAGAUGUUGGGGACAACCAAGGUGUUAUCAAGGCAAAGAAAUCUGAAGUCCGUAGGGAAAAUGGGCAUAAGAGAUGGAGGGUUUCCCAAGUUGAUGAUGAUGAUGAUCUUCUGAUGGCUAUUAUCAUAAAUAAAUAUUACAGGUCUAGCAGUAGGAAUUCUGCUUCCAAAGCCAGGUUGUUGAAGUCAAAUGCUUUGAGAAAGUUCAAAAGUCGAAAGGGUGGUCAUAAAUUACUUCCACAAACUGCUGGAAAAGGUGGAAAACACUUUGCUGACGGGAAGCGAUUAUUCUUAGGAGCAAGAACAGUGUUUUGCAGGUUGAUUGAGAUGGGUGUCAUAUCGAUAAACAAUGUCAUCCAAUAUCGGAAUCCAAAGAACAAUACAGUGGUAAAGGAUGGGCGAGUUACUAGGGAUGGAAUUCUCUGUAAAUGCUGCGGCAAGAUCCUCUCUGUAUCUGACUUUAAGUUUCAUUCAGGUUUCAAGCUACGAAGACCCUCCUUGAAUCUUUUCAUGGGCUCUGGUAAGCCAUACACCCUUUGUCAGCUGCAAGCUUGGUCUAUUGAGUACAAGUCUAGGAAAGAUAAUAUGCAAACAAUGGAAGCUGUGGAGCUGGAUGAAAGCGAUGAUAGUUGUGUGCUUUGUGGUGAUGGUGGUGAACUAAUAUGCUGUGAUAAUUGCCCCUCUACCUAUCAUCAAGCAUGCUUGCCCUCACAGGAGCUUCCAGAAGGCAGCUGGUAUUGCCCUAACUGCAGUUGUGAGAUAUGCGGGGAUGUGGUGAAUGCUAUGGAGAACUCAAACACCGUGGCUGCUUUAGAAUGCUCACUAUGUGAAUGUAGAUAUCAUACCAAAUGCAUAAAGGAAAUGAUUACAUAUAAAGGGGAAGUGGAAUCUGAUGCUUGGUUUUGUCGACAAAGUUGCCAACAGGUUCAUGUGGGCUUACGUUCUCGUGUUGGAGUGACAAACUGUCUUGAUAAUGGAUUCUCUUGGAUGAUUCUUAGAUGUAGUCAUGGUGACCAUAAAGUUCAGUCGGCACAAAAAAUUGCACUGAUGGCAGAAUGCAACAUAAAAUUAGCAAUUGCCUUGACUAUUAUGGAGGAGUGCUUUCUACCGAUGGUAGAUCCAAGAACAGGCAUAGACAUAAUCCCUCAUGUCUUGUACAACAGGGGGUCUGACAGUGCACGUUUGAAUCAUAAAGGGUUUUAUACUGUAGUCUUGGAGAAGAAUGAUGAGCUUAUUUCAGUAGCAUGUAUCAGGGUGCAUGGAGUCAUGGUGGCAGAGAUGCCUCUCAUUGCAACUUGUACCGAGCACCGUCGGCAAGGAAUGUGCAGGCGUCUUGUUGGUGUAAUUGAAGAGGUAUUUAGUUUCUUUCUCAGGUCUUAG